Messenger RNA from Cyprinodon tularosa, 6826 nucleotides. Its product is annotated as netrin receptor DCC-like. The annotation marks the transcript as partial. Gene Ontology annotation, biological process: cell-cell adhesion. The record is from RefSeq and is a predicted model, not a curated record. The transcript is spliced from 19 exons. Gene Ontology annotation, cellular component: membrane. Gene Ontology annotation, molecular function: protein binding. NCBI's taxonomy places the organism in Eukaryota, Metazoa, Chordata, Actinopteri, Cyprinodontiformes, Cyprinodontidae.
UGUGUCUCUGCAGCUCCCAGCGCUCCUCCUCAGAACAUCAGCCUGGAGGUGGUCCUGUCCAGGAGCAUCAAGGUGUCAUGGCAGCCGCCCCCGCGCAGCUCCCAGAACGGCAUCAUCACGGCGUACAAGAUCAGAUACAGGAAGACUGGUCGCCGUGGAGACCAGGAGGCCAUUGAACCCAACAACUUCUGGUACCUGUUCACAGGUCUGGAGAAGGGCAGCCAGUACAGCUUCCAGGUGGCGGCCAUGACGGUGAACGGAACGGGCCCCCCCAGCGACUGGUACUCCGCCCAGACGCCAGAGAACGACCUGGAUGAGAGUCAGGUGCCCGACCAGCCCAGCUCUCUGCACGUCAGGCCGCUCCCCAGCAGCAUCAUCAUGUCCUGGACGCCGCCGCUCAGCCCCAACAUCCUGGUCCGAGGUUACAUCAUCGGCUACGGCGUGGGAAGCCCCUACGCAGAGACGGUCCGCGUGGACAGCAAGCAGAGAUACUACUCCAUCGAGAACCUGGCCUGGGCGGCCUGCCCAGGUCGGACCGGGAACCAGUGUUGGAACCGAUGCAGCCUGGGCGACCUGCCCGGGUCAGACCGGGAACCAGUGUGGGAACCGAUGCAGCCUGGGCGACCUGCCCGGGUCAGACCGGGAACCAGUGUGGGAACCGAUGCAGCCUGGGCGACCUGCCCGGGUCAGACCGGGAACCAGUGUGGGAACCGAUGCAGCCUUGGCGACCUGCCCGGGUCAGAGCGGGAACCAGUGUGGGAACCGAUGCAGCCUGGGCGACCUGCCCGGGUCAGACCGGGAACCAGUGUGGGAACCGAUGCAGCCUUGGCGACCUGCCCGGGUCAGACCGGGAACCAGUGUGGGAACCGAUGCAGCCUGGGCGACCUGCCCGGAUCAGACCGGGAACCAGUGUGGGAACCAAUGCAGCCUUGGCGACCUGCCCGGGUCAGACCGGGAACCAGUGUGGGAACCGAUGCAGCCUGGGCGACCUGCCCGGGUCAGACCGGGAACCAGUGUGGGAACCGAUGCAGCCUUGGCGACCUGCCCGGGUCAGACCGGGAACCAGUGUGGGAACCGAUGCAGCCUUGGCGACCUGCCCGGGUCAGACCGGGAACCAGUGUGGGAACCGAUGCAGCCUGGGCGACCUGCCCGGAUCAGACCGGGAACCAGUGUGGGAACCAAUGCAGCCUUGGCGACCUGCCCGGGUCAGACCGGGAACCAGUGUGGGAACCGAUGCAGCCUGGGCGACCUGCCCGGGUCAGACCGGGAACCAGUGUGGGAACCGAUGCAGCCUUGGCGACCUGCCCGGGUCAGACCGGGAACCAGUGUGGGAACCGAUGCAGCCUGGGCGACCUGCCCGGGUCAGACCGGGAACCAGUGUGGGAACCGAUGCAGCCUGGGCGACCUGCCCGGAUCAGACCGGGAACCAGUGUGGGAACCAAUGCAGCCUUGGCGACCUGCCCGGGUCAGACCGGGAACCAGUGUGGGAACCGAUGCAGCCUGGGCGACCUGCCCGGGUCAGACCGGGAACCAGUGUGGGAACCGAUGCAGCCUUGGCGACCUGCCCGGGUCAGACCGGGAACCAGUGUGGGAACCGAUGCAGCCUUGGCGACCUGCCCGGGUCAGACCGGGAACCAGUGUGGGAACCGAUGCAGCCUUGGCGACCUGCCCGGGUCAGACCGGGAACCAGUGUGGGAACCGAUGCAGCCUGGGCGACCUGCCCGGGUCAGACCGGGAACCAGUGUGGGAACCGAUGCAGCCUGGGCGGCCUGCCUGGGUCUGACUGGGAACCAGUGUGGGAUCCGAUGCAGCCUGGGCAGCCUGCCUGGCCUGGGCAGCCUGCCUGGGUCUGACUGGGAACCAGUCUGGGAACCGAUGCAGCCUGGGCAGCCUGCCUGGGUCAGACUGGGAACCAGUGUGGGAACUGAUGCAGCCUGGGCGGCCUGCCUGGGUCUGACUGGGAACCAGUGUGGGAACCGAUGCAGCCUUGGCGACCUGCCUGGGUCAGACCGGGAACCAGUCUGGGAACUGAUGCAGCCUGGGCGACCUGCCUGGGUCAGACUGGGAACCAGUGUGGGAACUGAUGCAGCCUGGGCAGCCUGCCUGGGUCUGACUGGGAACCAGUGUGGGAACCGAUGCAGCCUGGGCAGCCUGCCUGGAACCAUCAUGGCUGCAUUCCUUUCCUCCCUCUCCACUAACGCCAUGGUUCCUGCUCCCUGGGCCUCCUCAGACCCCGUAGACCCUUUAGAGGAGGACCUUUUCCAUCUCUUUGAUAAAUUCCCGACUCCCAUGCCAGACACCAGCACUCCCAUGAUCCCCCCAGUGGGGGUCCAGGCUGUAGCGCUGUCCUCGGACUCUGUGCGCGUCUCGUGGGCCGACAACUCCAUGACCAAGAACCAGAAGUCGUCAGAGGUCCGGUACUACUCCGUCAAGUGGAAGUCCAGCUUCUCCACCAGUGGAAAGUACAAGUCUGCAGACACCACCGCUCUGAGCCACACCGUCACCGGACUCAAACCCAACACCAUGUAUGAGUUUGCCGUCAUGGUAACCAAAGGUCGGAGGUCCAGCACCUGGAGUAUGACCGCACACGCCACCACAUAUGAAGCAGCUCCAGGCUCCGCCCCCAAAGACCUGACCGUCAUCAGUCGGGAAGGACGUCCCCGUGCUGUUCUCAUCAGCUGGCAGCCGCCGCUGGAAGCUAACGGACGGAUCACAGGAUACAUCCUGUUCUACACGCUGGACAAGAACUCGCUGAUAGACGACUGGGUGAUGGAGGCCAUCAGCGGCGACCGGCUCACCCACCAGGUGGCGGAUCUGAACCUGGACACCGUUUAUUACUUCAGGAUUCAGGCCAAAAACGCCAAAGGGGUGGGGCCUCUGUCUGAGCCGGUGCAGUUCAGGACGGCUAAAGUGGAGCUUCCAGACAAGAUGGCCAACGAUCAAGGGCGAGGGGAGAACACGUUCUGGGCCUCCUGGGAAAAAAACCCGGUGGACCGGAGCAGCAUCAACGAGUCUCCCAUUGGUCAGAUGCGUCCUCCUCACGGCAGCGCCACGCCUCAGAAGAAUAGCUACCUGCUGGUCAUCAUCCUGGUCUCGGUGGGAGCCAUCAGCGUGGUGAUCGUCACGGCGCUCGUCUGCAUCCACCGCUCCUCCUCCCAGCAGAGAAAGAAGCGGGCGAGCCACAGCGCUGGGAAGAGGAAAGGCAGCCAGAAGGAGCUCCGGCCGCCGGACCUGUGGAUCCACCACGAGGAGAUGGAGAUGAAGAACAUGGAGAAAGCUCCCAGCGUGGCCCCGUCCGGCCGCGACUCGCCCAGCCAGUCCUGCCAGGACCUCCCCCCCGUGGCCCACAGCCAAUCAGAGAGCCAGAUGGGCAGCAAGAGCAGCCACUCCGGAGCCGACCCAGACGAGGCGUCCAGCGGCAUCUCCACUCUGGACCGUUCCAUCUCGGCCAGGAGGGGGACCCGAGGGAAGAUGAUAAUCCCCAUGGACCUGCAGCCCAGCAGCACACCGGUGGUCAGCGCCAUUCCAGUUCCAACACUGGAGUCCUCCCAGUAUCCUGGGAUUCUGCCUUCUCCAUCCUGUGGCUUCACACACAACAAGUUCAGCCUGAGGCCGAUGCCGUUCCCCAGUCUGACCGUGGACCGAGGAUACACUGCAGCGAUGCCCUCAGACUCCUCCACCGCUCCUCUGCUUCAGCAGCAGCCUCCACCCCAGCCGGCCGCCCCCCUCCUGCCUGGCUGCGCUGCUCCUGCCUCGGAGCACGUUCCCCCCGUCGGCCCCGUCCCCGGGGCCCCCGCCGCCCCGGGCUCCUCAGAGGAGGCGCAGACAGGCGGGGGGCGGACCAUCCCCACGGCCUGCGUUCGGCCGACCCACCCGCUGCGGAGCUUCACCAACCCGCUGCUGCCACCGCCGAUGGGGACCAUCGACCCAAAGGUUUACUCCUCCAUGCUGCCACAGUCCGGUGCCAGCCUCCCCAAACCCCAGGUGAAGACGGCGUCCCUGGGUCAGGCCGGGAAGGCUCGCUCACCUCUGCUGCCCGUCUCGGUUCCGACGGCGCCGGACCUACAAGAGGAGGGAGGAGCGAAGCCUGCGGAGGAUUCAUCUACCAAUGUCUACGAGCAGGACGACCUGUCGGAGCAGAUGGCCAGUCUAGAAGGACUGAUGCAGCAGCUGAACGCCAUCACUGGCUCCGCCUUCUAACAUGCCGUGGCCUUCAGCCGUGGACCAGACUGGAACCUCCCUGCUAGCCUCCAUAUCUCCUGCUGUCAGUUUUCCUGGAGUGACUUCUGGAUCGUGGACCGGAUUGAAACGGGAAUAAAACAGGCAGCAGGAACUCAGCUGCUUCGACUCCAUGAACUAGACCUGAUCUGAGGUGAUUCUCUACCUGCGAACUCCAGCUUCUUCAACCUCAGACAGGAAACCGAAAAAAAAUCCAAUGCCCAGAGGCUGACGAGCAGGAGGGAGAGAAUAUCAGCAAAAUAGACAAAGAUCCUCCUCUUUCUCCUAUCUGUGGUAUUUAUGAGCGUCGUCCUCCACAGCUACGGCGGGAGGUGAUGCAUCACUCGGUUUUUUAUCUUUGUGCAUUCACAGGAUGUGGAUUUAGUUUGAAUUCCUACAUUUAGGAAAAAACGGAACAUUUUCAGCCACCAAAGUUUCACUGGAACCUUAUCUUUCUCGUGGACCUACUGCUGCCCAUCAUUGUUCGUGUGUUUUCCUUCUUCGUUUACUUGUUGUCUUCUAAAAAAGGAAAACUUUCUGCUGAAUGAGCCGUCGCCCUGGCAACGCGUGUAGCCCCUCCUUUUCCCUGAUGAUGGGAAUUAGGAAACAAAAGUUCUCCUGAACUCUUUCCAGAUCCUCAUGGUCUGCUUCUGUUUCAGCCCAGAAAAACAAACAUCUUUUCCAGCGGAAGUUGUGUUGCUGCCAAAUUGUGACCUUGAAAGCUUCGUGUGAAUCUUUAUUUUUGUUUCUUUCUGUCUGAAUGAACGAACAGAUGGAGGGAAAAAGGAACCAAAAUCCAAACAGUUUAACUUUAGAUAGACCAGACAGGGACCAGACGGAGGUCAGGGAUCAAAUUCACAGCUGUGUUCAAAAUGGCCGCCGCUCAACGUUUAGCUGUUAAACACGGAAACAUUUAAUAGUUUAAAAUCUGUCUAAUGCUGCCUUCAUGUGGUAAAAAUCAUCCUUUGGAAAGUUUAAGUUAGAAAAAAAUAAUUUUGGCGAUAUAUUGUGAGUUUUGGCUGCCUGAUGUUAUAUCGAUCUUUCAUUUCCUAGUUUUGAUUUUUAAUCAAAAGAUUUUUAUCUAAAAUUAUGAGGGAAAUAGGUUCACACCUGAUCCGCCACUAUGGCAGACGGCGCCAUGCAGCCUUCUGCUGCGCGGCGCAGCGCCGUCAGAGUGGAAGACAUCGACCGACUCAAACCCCCCAAAAAAAUAAAUAAAUGAUCAAUACCUUCUGAUGGACGUUUGCAGUUUGCUUUCUUAUCCAUACACUAAAUUUUGAUAGCUGGGAAAAAUAUUGCGAUACUUGUUGAUAUUUCAGUAUCGUGAUAAUAUCGUACCGUGACCCAAAUAUCGUGACAUCCAUCCCAAUACUCCGCCCUAAUGCUGGCGCAUCUACAUCAGUCACAUGACCAAACCCAGCUGUGACGUCAGUGUCGUCAAAGGUCUUCAGGCGCGUUUAUAGAAACACUACUUCACGCAUUGCUAAGCUCUAUGAAAGCAUCGUUAAAACGUCAUUAAAAUGGUCUGUGGCAGGAAUGGCUUCGGAUCGGGAAAAGGAAUGUUUAAUUAUCCGAAGGACCCGGUUUUGCGUUAAAUUUCUAUCCUAAAAGUAAAUAAAUCUUCCGGAGAAUCUGUGGCGUCCAAACCGAUACGGCAAACGAUGUUUGGAUCACUUUAUGGCAUCGAUCCUGCUCUCACAGUUCGCCGCUCUCCGCAGUGCUGAAAGGUCAUCUUAGAAACUUAUGUUUCAUCAGAGUUCUCAGCUUUCCAGUAGAAAUUCCAACAUCACUGCAUGUUCAGCUGCAGCUUUGAUCUAGUAUUUUAUUUCUCAUAUUUACGAUCCCACAUGAAGGCAGCAUGAAAGACCAUGUAGCUUCAGCCACCAAAGCGUUCUAGGCUAACCCCAACAGCGCAGAGCAAACCGAUUAAAGCCUCUGAUUCUACUAAACUAUGUCAUACGGAGCCCCCUGGGUGUCAGGGGAAAAAAUAAUAAAAAAGCUGGUGGAAAUCCGUGGGCACGGAGCAGCUGUGUGCGCACGGAAUGCAAAGUUUAUUGAUCCUAGCACACGGAUCAAUAAACCAAGAGCACAGUUUCUUAAUCUGAUAUUUCUCUGAUAUUAAAAAAACUCACUGGAUAGUUUUUAUAGUUAUUAGCCAGCUAGUUAGCUUCCACAGUUCAUGCUUCAGAAUGCUAGUAGAUGCUAAAAUAUAUGUCACUAUGCUAAAUCUUAGCACUGGCAUGUUAACAUUUUUUCUUAUUCAUUGAUUUUCCUGUUAGCCGUUCAACAAUUGCGUUUGUGUUUAGCAACAAAAACAGCAUGCUAACAUAUAGCUUUGAUGUUCAACAAUUGAUAUGAUCAGAUAGCAAAUGGAAUAACAACAGCGAGCUAAUGGGUGUAGCUAUGGUUAGCAUCUUGCUAAAGGAGAAGAAAACUUCAGCAUGCCAUUAAUAUUCGUGCUACAGUUGCAUAAAGCGUUAACUCGCUAAAGGUAUCUACAUUAUUGUUAGCCUAAAGACAUUAGCACACUGACACUUAGCCUCUACAAUUGACAUUUUAUCAUAUACUUUAGCGUUAGCGGGCUAAUGGAUGGAGUGAUAAGUGACAG